GUUUUUAUUUUAUACCGACAUUAAAACAUGGAUAAUACAGAAUUACUGUUUUUCGACACAUUUUCUCACGAUAUUUCGGAAGAAUUAAAUUUAGAUUUAGUACAAUUUCCCAAGCCUGUAUAUAUUAGCGAAGUGAGAAUUAUUCCACUAGGAGCUAGAGUGCAAGCUGACUUUCCCGGUGGUGUUCGUCUAGGAGCAACCAAUCCGUCGCAAUUUGAAAUUGAAUUUUUUGUUAAUGACUUGAGUAAGCCGGGUGCUUCAACAUUUGAAUCUCUUGGCGGUUUAGAGUACAAACAAAAUGUUCACAUUCAAUUGGAAUGCGAUAGAAAGCAUUUGCCAACAGAUGGUUUAGUCUUACGUGGGUGGUACACAACAAUAACAUUGGCCGUCUAUGGCACAUUAACAAAAUCUCUAAGUAAUCCGCAAGAAAUUCCAGGAUCUGCGGCUGCUCCUCCAGCCGCUGUUAAUAUUCCAGAAGAGGAGGUACCUGUAAAUAAUGUUCAAGUACCGGAGCAAGAACAAGACUGGUAUUAUGAAAAUCAGAGUCACGCUAAUACCCUGCAGGAAAGCUGCCCAAUAGCCGCACCAUCUCCACCGGUGCACGUGGCACCGGUUAGCGAGCCUCCAAGGACUCCGUUAGCCGAAUCCACAAAACCAGAGGUCGCACCAUGGAAAGAGAAAACGUCGCCCGUUACACACAAAACAGGAAAGAGACCUUCAACUCCGCCUACAGAGUCUCUUGUAUCGCUAAGCCCCGAGUCUAUUUCAGCCGAAGAAGAAGAUGGUGAGCGAGAGGAAGUGGAAGAACCAGGCGCGAUAGAGCCAUUCGAGCCAAUUUUAUCCGACGAGGAUGUAAUGGCGGAUGAUGAACCUUCAGCCAUUGACUAUGAAUGCGAAGCCAUUCAAAUGGACGAAUUAUAUGCAUUCGCUCCACCCGAGCUCUUGCAAUUGGAAAAGAAGGAAGAAUUUUUCAAGGAUAAGCUACAGGAGAGGUUGGAUGAGAAGUUGCGCGACCUAAUCGUUCCAUUAUCGAAAUCAGUUAUGAAUUUUACCAAUGCCUCUGGCCAAGAGAAAGAAACAUUCGUUCACAAUUCUGAAAAUCUUUGCGCGACACUUGACAACGUCGAGCUCAAUGCCAAGGACGUAAAAAAUUUGUCAAACAUAAUCGACACAGGACUCAAUGUGGAGCUCGCGUGCUCACAGCCACAGCCAGCAUACAAAGUCCGACACGUGAAAGUUGGCGUGAGAUUAGCCGAGGCUCUGUGCCGUCUGUCGGUGGGUCCGGAUAUUCUUUUACAGGUUAACGCGCCCAAGAGGCUUUUGACAUUGUGCACGCGAGAAAACGUCGCUCUACCCGUGAAACUCGCAGCUAUCAGAGCAGUAGACGCUGCCUUAAUCAGUCCAAAAAUCGUCGAGGAAUUUUCCAAAGUCGAUAGCGAGCUGUACAAGAUAACAUUGAUGAUGCUCGAAUCUGCGAAAUUAGCGAGACUUAAGUAUGCCCUUUGCUCUUUGUUGAGAAAAGUUCACGUUUACGAGCUGCUUGCGGAGCCGAAGGAUCUUAGCGAAUUGGAAAUUUUAGAGCUGACAAAGGCGUAUGCUUGCGCGACGACGUUGAUGUGCCAGCCGAAGCGUCAGCUACCCGCCAGCGCGCAAAUGGAGUUCGAGAGAGAACAAAAUCGCAAUCCUCGGAAGCACUUGAUCGCUUAUUUCGAGCAUUGGAAGCUCGCCAGUCGUUUGCUUCUGCUCCUAUGCUCCCCAAACUCCAAUAGCAAUCUGAUAAAAGCAAGCCGGGAGCUGAUAUCAUUAAUUGCCAAUACCAAGGAAGGACUUCUGUAUUUAUUGAAGGAAGCCCAAGUUACCAGAUCAUUAUUGAAAGUUCUUCAAUAUAAGAAGGAUGGAAUUGGAUGUACCAUUGCCUGGAGCUUACAAGUUGUCCAGUGUUUAAUCGCGAUGGUUCAUCAACCCGACGAUUGGGCUUGGCUUAGAAAAUUGCACUCCUUUCUCAUAUUUCCGGACGGUAUCCAGGCUAUAAUAAGGGUUGUACCAAUGGACAAAUUCAUCGACAUUCUUAUCCCCUGUCUUUCUAAUAACGAUCUCGCCGAAUUCGCAGCCGAAAUAAUAGCGACGGUCGUGUGCUACUCCAGCGAGGUUGAAAUCUUUCAAAAUCGGGCGGUUCAUCUGUUGGAGAAAUGCGCGAGCCAUUCGGUAUUGCGCGACGUCGUUCCACAUUUGAACGUCGCAGCCCAGAUCUCCAAUUGGAAUUACGGCGAUGUUACGUCGCUCGUUAGCAUUGUCCGAAAGAAUGCAUUUCCAGGAGAAUUGACGACAGCCUGCCGUAUACUUCAUUAUCUCGUUUUCCCAUCAAAUGACGAUAUCGAUCCAAUGGAGCCGUACAUCGAGCUAAAACACAGAAAUGCCUUAACGCAAUUGUUCGCCGCCGACGGACUGACAGCAUUGGUCGGAGUUUUGACAAACAUCGCCCAGUCCUUCGAGCAGUCUUUGCUUUAUUACGUAACAUUGAGCGACAGGCGACGUUUAGCUUUAUUUACAUUGUUGGUACCUUGCACGAGGCUAACCAGGGCGAUCCUCGAGCGACUCGUCAAAUGCAUGGCCACGGAUUUCAAAGACUCGACCGCGAUAGUUCCAUUACUCGGGGUUUAUUGUCUGAUCGAGGCGAUGCCACCGACGAGCUCUACGUCCAUGCUGUCCAAUGAAAUUGUCGAGACGCUUUUGGUGUUCACGCGUGCGGUAGACUCGGACAGCUCGGGCAACGUCGCCAAAUCAUUAUGGACACAGAUGCUUGGCGAAGUCUUGAAAAUGGUAUCGUCGAAUCCGUGCUUCUUCGUAUCAGGCGUGAAGCUUUUAGCCAAACUGUUGCCACCGAUUUUAACGUCGAAGGAAACAAGCUCCAAGGACAAAAUUCGAGUAUUGGGAUUCAGGAAAUUAUGGUCGGCACAUCUUCAAGCUCAAGCGAGUAGCCUUACCGAAACUCUCAGAUUGAUGUGCGCGAGCUGGAAUUCAGAACUACUUAUAUUUGUUUCUACCGUGUGUAAGCAGCUGAGCGAUUUAGCUGCACCAACUGCAUUAUUGGUCGGUAGAUGUCUUCUGGAUGGGAUUCUUACAGCCAAUCCAUUAGAUAAUAAUUUGCCAAUACUGGCUUUGCUACGUAAUCUAACGAGGCACGCGCCGAUGAAAGCGACUCUUCUCACGCUUACGAAUCCAGCGUCGCGCGCACAAGUAAAGUCCGAUCAAAAGUAUCCCCCUGUGAUUGAGAUGAUGUGCACGACAUUGAGAAAUACCAAGAUCGCCGAUGCUCAGAGGGAGCUAAUCGAUAUUUUUGAAACACUUUGCGAUUAUAAGCUUAGCUUCGUGCAGGAGAGCGGAGAACCGCUGGAGAAGCAAUUGGCUCACUCCGUUCCCAGUAAAGAGCCUUUACUUGUAAUUAUCGCUGCUCUGAUUGAAAUUCUGGCAGGUGCAUCCAAGUAUCCAGUCGACAUUGUCGAGACUACGUUAUAUAUCAUAAUGUCUCUAACCAGCCAUAAUUAUGGUCUUUAUCAUGUGAAGAGCUGCUUAGAAAACAAUCCCGACGCUUUAAGAAGUCUUCUUGAUUACAUAGCCGAAGCCGUUUCAGAGAAGAAGGAGCAGGGAAAAGGUGACUCGUUAUCAGAACUCGUUGUAAAUUUCAUAAAUAGUUUGACAUGUUGCGAAGCUCCUGGGAGAACGUUAUUUCUACGUAUACCGCAGAUAUCGAUAGUCCUCUCUUGGGAGAAGGAAGGUCAUCCGAUAAUGAAAAUCCCACAAGCCGCGGAAUUAGUUGAAGCUUUGCUAGCUGCCGAAGAUAAAGAAGAUAAAGAACCAAUACCGGAAAUGCUGGAGCCGUUGCUCUUACCACCCGAAGCAUUGUUGAAUCAGUUUGCUCAGCGAUCCACAGCCGCCGUUCCCAAUGAGAAAGAAAAAGUGAAUAAGUCAUUGUUAGAAGUACAAAAUGAUAAUACUGUAGAUUUAUUAGCAUUGGCCACGGAACUUUUGCCGGCGGAUUUUAAUUUAUUAGCUGAAGCGCAAAGAGUUUGUUCAAAAACGCCAUUUCAUUAUACAAGUCAUUCGAAGGGUCAAGACGAAUCUCAAGAUUCCAGGGAAACGCAGAAGCAAAUCAAUGCACCGACGACUAAAACGAAACAGCCUUUUGUUACACCAAUGCGAGGCAGAAGUCAGUAUUCUAAUUCCAUGAGGGGCAACUCGGUGGGAGGUGGCGUUGGAAGGGGCGCCGAUCCAUUUCGCUCUCGACCACCGAAUACCUCGAGACCGCCCUCGCUUCACGUUGACGACUUCGUGGCAUUGGAGACAUGUGGGGCACAACCGACUGGGCCCACCGGUUAUAACAAACUCAGUAUUCGAGGAUCGAGCCAAUCGAGAGGUGUUAUGUCCAGUUCACGGAGUCGACCUUGGGUAUCGGAGACUCGGCCGUCGUAUAUGCGCUAGUUCAUUCUAAUUAAUAUUUAAAGAAUCAAGUAAUUUAACAAGUUUUUUUUUUUAUUACAAAAAAUGUU
Molecule: messenger RNA, 4547 nt
Organism: Ceratosolen solmsi marchali
Lineage: Eukaryota; Metazoa; Arthropoda; Insecta; Hymenoptera; Agaonidae
Gene: vir
Product: VIR_N domain-containing protein
Exons: 8
Coding region: 28-4479 (1483 amino acids)
Biological process (GO): mRNA modification
Cellular component (GO): RNA N6-methyladenosine methyltransferase complex
Molecular function (GO): RNA binding
Source: RefSeq, a predicted model, not a curated record